CGUGAUUUAGCAGUAGGAUUGCACUAUGGAUGUAGCUGUGUACGUCCUGUUGACGUUAGUAGCUGCCUGUACAUUAAGAGUUGACGGCGCACGUUGGAUGGACGUUCACGAUGCAGUUAGCCAAACCAUCUCGGAGCUGGCAUUGAGAAACGAAAAGCGAUCUUUAUCAGAUACAUCGCCAGGGGAGAUCAUUAGCGUCGACCACAACACUGAUCUCAUUGAAAGUGACGUAUCCAGGACUAUAGAAGGUUCCAAAGUCAUGCGGUAUUUCGAGACCUUCCAUGGUAUCCCUGUUUAUGAUAGCGUUGCUUCCAUAGAAGUCGACAGCGAACAUGGCAAAUAUACAGGACAAGCAGCCGGGCAACUACUUCAGGACAUACAGAAUGAUAUCACAUCCGUUACACCAGCUUUAAAUGAGGGAGAGGCGUUAAAUCUUGCAAAGGUUUACUUUGGUGGCGACGAUAUUGAGUACAGCAACGAGAAUAUAGAACUAGUGAUAUAUCCAGCGUUAGACGUGGCCACGUUAGCGUACAGGGUGUCAUUCAUAGCGUUCGGCCAAGACGACAUUGCGAGACGACUUUUCAUUAUCAAUGCAAAUACUGGCACUCUCUUAAAAGAACUUAAUCUACUCCCGUCAUACCGAGUUAAAGCUACUGGUGGUAACAAAAAAAUUGGGAAAUUAGAGUACGGCAAGUCUAUGCCUUUUCUUGAAGUCAAGCAAAAGGACGGGAAAUGCAAGUUAGCCAAUGAGAAGGUAAAAGUGUAUAAUCUGAACCAUGGCAAGAAACCAAAGAAAGGAGACAAUCCUUACACGUUUGACUGUAAAAAAGCCGUUACAGAUCAGAUUAAUGGUGCAUUUUCUCCUCUAAGCGACGCAUUUUUCUAUGCAAACAGGGUUUUCAAAAUGUACGAAGAAUUGAUCAAUGCGCCCGCGAUCAGGCAACUACCCAUAGAGAUGUGGGUACAUUACGGUGAAGACGCUCUUGUUGCACAAUUUUCAGGUCCCAUGUUAAUGUUUGGAGAUGGGCGGAAGGACUUAUUUUAUCCAAUGAUUUCUGCUGACGUCAUUGGUCAUGAGAUGACUCACGGCUUUAUAGAGGACCAUUCUGGACUCGAGUACAGUGGUCAAUCCGGGGCUGUUGAUGAGUCCUUUGCGGACAUCGCUGGAGAAGCCGCCGAAGAAUAUGUUUUUGGUAGAAACGACUUCAAAUCUGGAGAUGACAUAUCUAUGGGUUACAAAGUUCGAGAUAUAUGCAUCCCGAAGUCCGACGGAAGGUCCAUUGACCAUAUCAACGAAUACAGUGACAGCUUAGAUGUACAUUAUACUAGCGGUAUUUUCAACAAAGCCGCAUGCCUUCUUGCGAAAACUGACGACUUUGAUAUCAUAAAAGUGUUUCAAAUAUUUGGGCAUGCGAACCGCUUCUAUUGGCAUCCGACAACAAAUUUCAGCAGUGCCGCAUGUGGUAUUGCAAAGUCCGCUUAUGACCUAGGGCAUGAUACAGAUGGGGUUUCUGUUGCAUUUGAAAAGGUCGGUAUCGAAGUGUGCUCAAUGGAGAAAUACACCCGAACACUACAUACACACACAACCAUUAACCACCUUCAGGCAAAGGGAGAUGAGAAAAUAGUCUUUAAGUUCAAUAUCAAGGUUGGAAGUAGUUUUAUGGCUUAUUCUAUGAAUGGCGACGGGGAUGUCGACAUGACCAUAGAUGCGAAACGAAAACUUCGCGGGGCUACUCCAAUGUAUUCGAGUGAUUCUAAGGGGAAUCUCGAAAUGAUUAAUGUUGACUUGAAGUUGAUUCGAAAAGGAUACAUUACUUUGAAACCAAAAAAGAAAGGCAUGUUCUCUGGGGUUAAGUUUUACUUACGUGUAAAUACGUGAGUAUAUAAAUAUGAUGUUCAUUUAAUGAUGAACGCAUGAAGGAUAUACAAUGUCCAUACCACUUAGGAAUGCAUGAUAUUUAUACUGAUACCGCCACGAUAUGGUACUGCGAUGUUGCAUCCAUUCAUAAAUAGAUAUAUACCCGACGAUAUAAUAAAACACUUUUUUCGUCAUCACCGUUUAUACAUUUGUAUAUGGUGUUGUAUUUAACUAUUUCGUACGUAAAGCUGAGCUUAUUCUUUGGCUCUCGAAUGUAUCUUUAACAGAGGACAAUAAAGAACUACCCCCGAUCCUGCAUAGGGACCAACAGUGGCUCUAUUGUCACCGCCCUAGUUUUGAUUUUUAAGAAUGUGACAUAUAAUGUAACAAGGAUUUGACCUAGAUAUUUAUGGCAUUCCCUGACAUAGUCAUUAAAUAAUCUUUCUAUUGUAGAUACAAUACUACCAAACAUAGCCUUGUCUGUCCACACAUUCCUUACUAAGAUUAUGAAAUACCCUGUGGUUCCGCUGUCACCACCCUAUCUCUAAAUUUAAGAAUGUGACGCGCCACGAAUUUGACCUAAAUUAAUAUGGCAGAUGUCGUUGAUGAAGCAGAAGACGCCUACUCUUAGGAACACCUGGUCGUGUUCUCCUUGCAUUUUUUCCAUACAGAUUUAGAUUUCUCUUUUAAUAGUUCGCCCUCGUUCUUUCAAGUUUGAUUACUAUUGAAUAUUCACAUCCUGGCACUAUGACUUCUAACACCGAAUUAAUUUGUACUGAAAUGUGUACGCAUGGUAAUUGAAAUUCUUGUUACAUAAUGUAUCGUAUUUAUUUAUAUACAUGUAUUAUUUUGAUAAAAGUACACACUGUUUUUUUUUUCAAUUUGUCCAAUAUCUCAAAUCUUUGAAAUAAGUCAUUUCCCACUUGUUCAUCAAAACAUAGAAAAUCGAAUCAAUAAUGUUUACUUAUCGGUUUUGUAUGAUGCAAGGGAGAUAAAUCAUUGAGAAAAAAGAUAACUUUGUCCUAUCCUCUUCUUGAAGGACAGGAGAGAUACCCAGUUAUAUACAGUUUCAUCGUUACACUUGGUUUGUUAAGUUUAUCCUUAUCAUCCUGUCUAUUUUCUUUCAACUAAUGCAUCUGUAAAUUUCUCCUUGGCGCAAUUACCAUCAAAUUAAUUGAUUAUUUUUUCAGCAUAGUAUAUCUCAGCAAGUGAACGGAACUCCCACACAGGGGUUAUCGCUUAACUAAUCGCCAAUUUUAAGGGGGUCAGGGAGGCAUCACGAAGAUAAAAUGGUCAGAAGAAAUAUAAAAUACCAUAUCAAGUCGUGUUAUGCGGGUUAUAAAAUGGGAGCAGGUUCAAUGUUUACGCUCUACCACUGUCUGGACAAUAAUGUUCGAAAGACGGCGAUUACGAGAGUAAAUCUAUUUCAUGUUUUUUACAUGUUGAAACUUAACUUUAACAGGUCGCCUAAAGCUAAAAGCAGAAGAAAAAAGGGCGCCCAAAAUAGAUUAAUGAUAAGAUCAAACUAAAUCGUUAAAAAAGCAACGAUAAAAACAGAAUCCAGUCGACAGUAAAAACAGGAAAAAAAAGAUAAUCAGCCGUAAAAAGGUAGUAUAUUAUUAUUAUAGUAUCAAAUAAAGGGCGAGAUAAUGAUAGGUUUUAGCGGAUGCCCUGUCUCUGUAGCAUUGCUGAAUUUUUCGAAUACAAAAUGACUCGAAUGAGCCGAAACCCACGAUCAACUUAACUUACAUAAAAUUGAUUAAAUUAUGAUUAUAUUUGUACAUGUUUACAUCGCAAUUUUGGUUUCCAUUAUUUUCAUCAGAUGGAUAGCUGCAAAACCUCAUUGUGUGUGAGCUACGCCGUGAUUCGGUCGGUCGUACGUCGUCUUUACUCAACAUCCUAGUGAGGGGCAUUCACCGAUUCAUGAAUCAAAAUAUCUUCGUCGCCUAUAGUAUUUUUCUUUUUUACCCAUAAUUCAUCAUUGAAUCUGACUUUGCACGUGCUUGUUUGACUACAGAAUGAACGGAAAUAAACAAAUUUUGACAUUUUGAUCGACCCCGGCGGCACCAAACAAGUUGACAGACAAACCACUACAUUGAUCGUUCGGCCGUCCGUCCCUAAAAAUGCUUGCAAUAACUAUUUGAUAACAGCUGCAAGACAGAUAUCUUCAAAAUGUCAUAUGUAUAUAACCCUUCUUCCUUAGCUGUGUAUUAUAUGGAGGAUGAUAAGACUGGUCAAAACACAUGAUGGUUGCGACGCCAUUUUUAAUGAUAACUGUUGAAAUAUUGGUAUCGCAAUUUCACAAAUCUUCGGAGAUCUUUCUGAAAUACAUGAACGCAUUUUGUCUGAGAUUGUUCGAAAAGCAAGAUGAUUAGCAGCCGGUCAUAUUGAAUUUUUUCAGUUUGAAUUUAUUACGGCUAUUUCGUCGACUGGUCUUCAUCAAUAAGUCUCUAAUUAUGGUAAUUAGCAUUGCGGCGAAGGGAGAAAGAAAAUGAAACAAACCAUCAGGCUUACAUAGAUCUUAUAUAUAUUAUAUUCCAAUGGUUGAGGUCAAGGUCACUCUAGGAGCUUUUUUAUUCCUUGCGGUUAGGUAUGCAGUAUCAUGUACAUUUUUUGAUGAAUAAUUGAUAUAUAUUAUUUAUAUAUACAUACAUUUAUUCACAACUUAUCAACUUAUAAUGGCUAAACAGUAUUUGAUAAACUUAUUUACAACUUGCCAGAAAAUUAAAUUGUCUGAUUGAAGAG
Pecten maximus is the source of this 4603-nucleotide messenger RNA. Its product is annotated as elastase-like. Gene Ontology annotation, biological process: proteolysis. Gene Ontology annotation, molecular function: metalloendopeptidase activity. The record is from RefSeq and is a predicted model, not a curated record. Lineage: Eukaryota; Metazoa; Mollusca; Bivalvia; Pectinida; Pectinidae. The transcript has 2 exons. The coding region runs from base 26 to 1879 and encodes 617 amino acids.